GAAGGAAGUGUUAGAAGGUGGAGGAGGUAAACGAAUAGGAGGAAGAGGAAGAGGAGGUAAAGGAAUAGGAGGAAGAGGAACGGGAGGAGGAGGGGGUGGAAAAGAAGGAGGAAGAGUUAGAAUGAGGGAGAGGAAGAAGGCGAACGAGAAAGAGGAGGAAAUAAAGGAGGAAAGGGAGGAGAAAGAACAGAAAAUAAAAGAGGAGGAAGAGAAGGACCGCAACAAAAUAAAGGAGAAGGAGAAAGAGAAAGAGAAUCAUCAACAAAACCCAUUAACUUCUUCAUAGGCGUUAAGUACGACAAUAGCAGAACAUGUACGAAAUCAAUACCAAAUUCUUCACACAUCAACCAAACAUUCUUCAAGCUGACCUCACUCCUUUGAACAAACCAGUAAUGCCAUGAUCAAUAUAUUUAUGAAAGCCUUACUUAAAGCGUGACAAGGGAGCAAGUGUCUGACAACGUCCGGUUCAUGGGGCUGCCUUUAGAGAACACAAUGAAAGAGAGCGUAAUGAAUAUCUGCAGGUACUUGGAGGUGCAUAAACAUGAUAAUAAAUGUGUGAUUGAUUCCUGACACGCGAAUUUUGAAUGCUACACGCCAGAGGAACAGAAUAGCUGAUGAUUUAGUGUAGUAUGUAUUUAGUGCAGAAAAAAAAAAAGAAUAAAAAAUGGUUCUUUCUUUCUGUGUGUGUGCUGCAGUAGAGAGUGCAGCAGAUAGACAGACAGGCUUCAACACUUGCCAGCGUCAGUCACUGCUGGUCAAACGAAGGAUCAUUAUAUUCACUGCACUGCACCUCCUCAACCUCCAAAAAGGCUUUACUAGUUGAAGUGACACGGAUUUUUAAGAGUGUUAUUACGGUUCUAGUGAUAGAUUAACGAGAUAUGAUCAGGAGAAACACUCUUGAGAAGCCGGUUAAUCAUCCCUAUGGCCUUUGAAAACAGUCUUGGUGAGAGAGCACAGCGUUUCAGAAUACGGACCAGAGCCUGAGGAUUGGCGAUAUUAACACCACUGUCAUGCAGGGGGCGGUGCUGCUCCUUGCGGGUGCUAUUGCGGCCACACCACCUACUGACCCAUGGCCCAUAAGCGUCUUGGAGGACCUAGUCACUGGCCCCCUCGCAGGAAGGCCUCUGGUAGUGUAUCUGGACGAGACUCUUGGCUUCUCAACGUCCCAGCUGAUCCGCUCUGCCUUCCAAGGCGUGCCUCUAGUGCUGGCGGAUCUCAGGAUACAAGGGAAGGAGUGGUGCGAGCGGCAGACGCAGGAGGUGCUAGGAGCGGGUUGGCUGGUACACCUCGUGCUGCUCGGUUCAAACGCAACGGUCUUUUUUGAGGAUUUAGCAACGGUGGAGUGCAACUGGCAGCCUCUGUACUUGCUGUUAGUGAAUACACGGGGUGGUUCUCCCGAUGCACUGAUGGAGGAAGCGUUCAGUAGAGUAGAGCACCUUGCUUUGCUGAGUGUGCAGGAUCGAGCGUCUAACUCUUCCCUCUCCACUUUCAUCUACUCAUUCUUCCCCUUCUCGCAUCAGGCACCAGUAAGACUCACCGGGAUAUGGAGCACCAGUACCUCACUGCAGCACCUCUUCGUGGACCGGUUCCCGUCCUUCGAGGGGUACCAGUUCCAGAUUGCCUCGUGGGUCGAUGACUAUCCUUACCUGUACCUCACCAGCGGCGAGACGGACGACUUGCGUCAGGUGCGGGAGCUGCAGACAGGCGAGGCGAGCGGACUGCAAGUGGAGGUGCUGGAUACCCUUGGCUACACACUUAACUUCACCUACACUAUGAUGACACGGCCUGAGGAUUGGCUAUGGGGGGAACUGCAAGAUGGGGCGUGGACUGGGAUGCUAGGGAAGGUACACAGCGGAGAAAAGAACUUCACUGUUAAUUUCUUCGGAUAUAAUCUUGAGAGGACGCGGGCUUUCGACGCCAGCUCGCCUUACUGGAUGGAGGGAUACGGCCUGACGAUCCUCGCUCCGCCGCCGCUGCCCAAGUGGCGUGCCGCUUACUACCCCUUCAAUGUCUUCGUGUGGGGGUGCUGUGUGGCCGCCUUCCUGCUGGUGGUGAUUGGGUGGACGCUGCAGGGCGGUUCGUCAGGCGGAGAUGGGAAAGGAUGGUUGUACCUCCUCCGCCCACUCUUGAACCAAAGCCUGCCUACUCUCCCAUCCUCCCAGGGGCUGCGUAUCUCCAUAGCCACUUGGUGUCUCGCAGCCUUCAUCCUCACCACUGCCUACACCGCUAACCUGUUCGCCUUCCUUUCCGUGCCUGCCUUCCCUCCACGCAUUCGCACUGUUGAGGAACUGGCGGAGAGUUCAUUGAGAGUAACGAUGUGUGACUAUGGGGAGUUCGUGCCGGAAGCCCUCAAUGUGUCCGGCAACCAGUACUACCGCGCGCUGGGCACCAAGCUGGACCUGCACGAGGAAUACAACAACACGCUGCCGCUGCUCAUCAACGGCUCCCACGCCUUCCUCGAGAGUUACUCCUACAGCAGGAUCCUUCUUAAGCUCAGUGACUAUGACGUGAGCGCCACGUACAUGUUGAAGGAGCAGCUGUACCCGGCCCACCUGUGCUGGUAUUACAAGAAACACUCGCCUUGGAAGCACAGGCUGGAUCGCGGCUUGGUGAGGCUCGUGGAGGCUGGCUUGGUGGGACACUGGAUUCAGGAGAAGACCAACCAGCUACUAGGACGUGGCUGGCAGAGUGAAGACGGAGGGACACGCCAGGACAGCCCUCUCUCGCUCCAGCACCUUCAGGCUCCCUUUCUCAUCCUCCUCCUCGUCCUCCUCGUCAGCGUCCUCGUCCUCCUUGUUGAAAUCAUUCUUCACAAGUUAAAAGAAGGGUCAGGAUGCGUAACUUCCCAAACUCUUUCCUAUAACUUGUGGAAACUUCAACAUUGUAUCACCAGGGAAAUACGCUGAAUAACUGGAUGUAUAUAUAGCUUUUAUGUAAGAGGGGCACUGGCCAAGGGCAAUAAAAAG
Scylla paramamosain (green mud crab) is the source of this 2966-nucleotide messenger RNA. RefSeq names its product glutamate receptor 2-like. Gene Ontology annotation, cellular component: membrane. The coding region runs from base 1011 to 2906 and encodes 631 amino acids. NCBI's taxonomy places the organism in Eukaryota, Metazoa, Arthropoda, Malacostraca, Decapoda, Portunidae. Gene Ontology annotation, molecular function: ligand-gated monoatomic ion channel activity. The record is from RefSeq and is a predicted model, not a curated record. The transcript has 5 exons.